This is a messenger RNA of Poecilia latipinna (sailfin molly), 2136 nucleotides long. RefSeq names its product WD repeat domain 13 (gene wdr13). Bases 154 to 1623 code for a protein of 489 amino acids. Gene Ontology annotation, molecular function: protein binding; promoter-specific chromatin binding. Gene Ontology annotation, cellular component: nucleus. The transcript has 10 exons. The record is from RefSeq and is a predicted model, not a curated record. NCBI's taxonomy places the organism in Eukaryota, Metazoa, Chordata, Actinopteri, Cyprinodontiformes, Poeciliidae.
AUUAAUCUGGUCGGGAUUCAGGAGAUCCCGCAUCAGCCUGAGUGGGUUGGUCACGCGGGUCACGUGACUUGACAGGAACAGAAGCGAUGGAGAAAAGCUAAGGAAGGACUCUACCCCGGCAGUGGCUUCCUCUCCACCCAGAGUGAUUGUGGAAUGGCAGCAGUUUGGCAGCAGGUUUUGGCAGUGGACGCAAGGUAUAAUGCUUACCGCACGCCUACCUUCCCACAGUUCCGAACUCAGUACAUCCGCCGACGCAGCCAGCUGCUCAGAGAGAACGCCAAGUGUGGCUUUGAGCCAGGGCUGCGCAGGCAGUACCUGAAGCUGCGCAGUCAGCUGUUGGCCCUGCGCUACGGGCCGCUGUCUGAGCAGAGCAGCUUCAGGGCCAGCAGCGUGCGUAGCUCCCGUACCACACUGGACCGCAUGGAGGACUUUGAGGAGGACCCCCGCGCUCAGGGGGCCCGAGGUCACCGCCGGUCCGUCAGCCGAGGCUCCUACCAGCUGCAGGCCCAGAUGAACAGAGCCGUCUACGACGAGAGGCAAGAAGAGCUGCUGCAAAUGCCCCCGGGCAGCUUGGUGCCCACCUCGGUGGCAGAGGCCAGCCGGGCCAUGGCCGGUGACACAACCCUGAGUGAAAACUACGCCUUUGCCGGCAUGCACCACAUAUUUGACCAACACGUCGACUCUGCCGUCCCGCGGUUGCAGUUUGCGAAUGACGACAAGCACCUCCUGGCCUGCUGCUCGUUGGACGGCACCCUGUCCGUCAUGGCGCUGUCGCCGCCGCCUCCGAGCGUGAGGCUGACGCUGAAGGGACACGGCGGCCCCGUCACGGACUUCGCCUGGUCUCUCAGCAACGACAUCAUCGUGUCGACGUCGCUGGACGGGACGCUGCGGAUCUGGAACACGGAGGACGGUCGGUGCAUCCGGGAAGUCAGAGACCCGGAGUCGAGCGAGUUGCUCUGCUGCACCUUCCAGCCGAUGAACAACAACCUCACUGUGGUGGGAAACAGCAAGCACCACCUGCAGGUGGUGAACAUCUCCACUGGGAAGAAGGUGAAGGGGGGCUCCAGUAAGCUGACAGGCCGCGUGCUGUCUCUCUCCUUUGAUGCUCCGGGGAGGAUCCUGUGGGCUGGCGACGACCGCGGCAGCAUCUUCUCCUUCCUCUUCGACAUGGCAACAGGGAAGCUGACCAAAGCCAAGCGGCUGGUGGUGAGCGAGGGCAGCUCCAUCUGCAGCAUCUCGGCUCGCUCCUGGAUCAGCCGCGAGGCCAGAGACCCGUCCCUGCUGGUCAACGCCUGCGUCAACAAGCUGCUGCUCUACAGGGUUGUGGACAACGAAGGAACGCUGCAGCUGAAGAGAAGCUUCCCCAUCCAGCACGGAUCGCAGAACGUCCACAGCAUUUUCUGCCCCCUCAUGUCUUUCAGACAAGGGGCCUGUGUGGUGACCGGCAGCGAGGACGGCUGCGUCUACUUCUUCGACGUCGAACGCAACACCAAGGCCAUCGUCAACAAGCUGCAGGGUCACGGCGGCCCGGUGCUGGACGUGAGCUUCAACUGCGACGAGAGUCUGCUGGCGUCUGCCGACUCCACCGGCAUGGUCAUCGUCUGGAGGAGAGAGCAGAAAUGAAAACAAGCUUCCAUCCACUACAUCUGAACAUGUACGAGUAAAACCCGACCUGCUGCUCUUUACCGUCCAGUCCCACCGUGUAGGUCUUCACUGGAAUGUAUCAAACAUCUAAAGUAGUGAAACUAAAGUGCAAUCAGAUAGAGCCUCUUCCUGCGUGGGAGGGAAGAGUCCGUCCUCCUGCAGCUGGAACCGACUUCACCACCAUGCAUGCGUCAUGGCUCACCUCCAGCUGGCGUGAAGAGGACGCGCUGUAAUCUUACUGGAAAAAGCAACACUUUGUAUCACACUGAUGUUCCCUCCGGCGUAGCUCCCUCACUAUUUAUGUAACUGUUAUUCAAGCAGCGUAAUCAAGUGUUGUUCGCUCUCAGUCGCAGCCUUUGAGACCAUGUGCAUGAAACAAGCAGGUCGUUUAUCACUAAAUGUUGGCGUGUUGAUCAGUGUGUUUGUUCGUGUGUGUGUGUGUGGUGAUUCAGAUAAUUUAUUUAGCACAAUAAAUGGCUGCAUUGUGAUUUA